CUAAAUUCAAAUUCAUACUCUCUCUCUCUCAUACUCUCUCUCUCUCUCUCUCUGACUGAACGACGAUGUUCUUCGGUGAUUCGCAAGAACCAGAUUCCGAGCUCGCAGACGAAGUCGAAGAAGAAGAAGAAGUUGAACAUGAAGAAGAUGAAGAUGAAGAAGGAGGAACGGAGGAUUCAUGGCGGCCGCCUCCGGGCUCCUGCUCGCAAGGCCACAGGCCGUCGCUGAACCUCAGAACCCGGCAAGGCGGCGGCAUCUGCUUGCUCUGCCUCUCCAACCUCCUCCUCGCCGCCGCCCCUCCCGCCCCCACCGUCCACGUCUCCUACGCCCUCUCCCAGCUCUCCCGUGCCCUCUCGGACCCUCCCUUCCUCCGGUCCCUCCUCGCCUCCCACGCCCACCUCCUCCCCUCCCCUCUCGUCCGGGCGCUCUCGGCCUCCGACGACGAGCCGAUCGCUCGCCAGAUCAUCGACCUGAUGAUCGUCCUUCUGUCGCAUUCCGGCGGUGAAUUGGGAUUGGCUGGUGAGUUUGCGGCCAGGGUUUCGGACCUGCUCUGUUCUCGCGCGCUGGGGUGGAGUCGACGCCAGGUUCAUGUGCUCCACUGCUUUGGUAUCCUUCUAAACCAUGGGACGACCGAUAUUUAUGUUUCGAUCAAAGAUAGACAUGCCCUUGUUGUUCAUCUUAUGGAUGGUCUUCAACUGCCGAGUGAUGAUAUCCAGGGGGAGAUAUUAUUUGUGCUGUACAAGUUGUCGGUCCUCCAGCGGGAAUUUGGGGAUGGUGACAAAAGUGAUCCUUUUGUUGCUUGCAGUCCCAAGCUCAUACGUCUGUCGUUGGAUGUCCUCUUGAAGACCCAAAGUGAUGAUGUUCGCCUGAACUGUGUAGCACUUUUGUCGAUGCUGGUUCAGAGAGGAUUUCUCAAAGAUCCAUAUGAUGAUUAUAUGAGCAACUUGAGUUCUGUUGAAGCCGAUAGUCUCGAACAAGUUACAGAUGAUUUAUCAGAUAUCUCUCCCCUCUGCACCUUAUUUUCAGAGGCCAUCAAAGGUCCAUUGCUUUCAUCAGAUGGCCAAGUCCAAAUGAGCACAUUAGAGUUAAUUGCCUAUUAUUUAGGUGAACUAAAUUCAGUGAAGCAGUUUCAACUUUUGGUGGAAGCAAAUAUUGCGGAUUAUGUAUUCGAAAUUCUCAGGUUAUCAGAAUGCAAGGAUCCUGUGGUCAGCUCUUGCCUUAGAGUUCUUGAUCUCCUGUCAAGUGCUGGACAAGCUUUUACACAGAGGCUUGCAGUUGGCUUUGCCUCUCUAAUUCCUGUCUUUGCUUAUGUUGCUGAAGUGCCUUUUCAUCCCAGUCAGCUUCAGCUACUGAAGCUCAUUUUUAGCUGCAUUUCUAACUGCCCCGGAGUGGCAUCAACUUCACAAAGUGAGCAACUAGCUGUUAUUUUGGCAAGGAUGCUUAGAAGAUAUAAUGAUGGUGAAACAGGCAUGCUUUCAGAAUCAUUCAUGCUGGUAUGCUCUAUCUUGAUGAGUAUGAUGAAUUCCCCAUCUUCUCAUGAUGUCUUAAAUCUAACAACAUGCAUUCAAGAGUCAUCAAAAGAUGCCAUUUUAGCUUGUCUAAGUGCUACCAGAGAGCAUACAGACCUGCUUCUGCAUUCCUUGCUUCUACUGAAAGAGGCCUUUGCUUAUGGUUAUGGAGGUUACCCAGUUGACAACUCCAACAAGAAUGGAUUGCAACAUUGUGUCAUUGAUAUAUGUAGAAAAUGGCUAUUGCCUUGGCUAUGGAAAUCCAUCAAAGGAGAAGAGGAGGAGGAGACUGUCCUGUGCGUUCUUGAUAUUUUUCAUGCAAUACUUAUUCACAGCUAUGAUGACCAAACCAACGAAUUCGCAGAGAACAUGAUCUCCAGUUCUUGGUUCACCUUCUCAUUCAGCUGUUUAGCUUUAUAUCCAACAGAGAGGAUGAAAAGCCGAAUAUAUUUGAUGAUGAGUUCACUUGUUGAAGUUCUACUUGGAAAUGAUUGUGGGCAGAACAUUAGGGAUGCUGUGUCUUACCUUCCAUCUGAUCCAAAUGAUUUGCUGUUUCUGCUAGGGCAACAGAGCUCCCAUAAUCUGCAGCUAUCCUUUUGUCAAUCUGCGGCCCUGCAAAUUUUGUAUUGCAGUUCUUUGUUCGAUGAAAGGCUUGCAGCUGAUAAAGUAGUGUUAGCUUCCAUUGAACAAUAUAUCCUCGUCAAUGGGUGUGAUCUAACACGCACUUCUAUGAGUUCAUCGACUGUUGUUCAACUAGUUGCUCUAUAUAGCCUGUAUAGGGGUCUUGCCAAGAUGAGCUACCAAAUGCCAUAUAGUCCAGAAGCUGAGAGGCUCUUUAUACAACUAGUCACCAAAAGUGAAUGGGAUCUGCUGUCUACCAGAAUUCAUCCUACAUCGCUUAAAUGGUUGUUUCAACAAGAGAAACUCUGUGAAUCACUGUCUUGUCAGAUCUUGAAGUUCUGCAGAAUUAGUCCCACUUCUGACAACCCAUUAAUUGUCCAUGGGAAAAAGGGUCGUGAUCUGGAUGUGCAAUCGAUUGCAGAAUUGGUGGCAGCAGAAGACAAUUAUGCUGCAAAACUUUUUGUGUACAUAUUUGAAGAGGUUGUUAUGGAAAAUAACCAAGAGAAUGACUUGACUUCAGUAUUGAAUCUCAUGGCAGAUGUCACACGUAUCUUUCCUGAGGCUUCUAACAAAUUAUGCUUGAAUGGAAUAGCAAAGGCAAUUCAUAACUUCUAUAACAAUUCAAGCCCAUCCUCAGAGGUAUACACAGCCAUGGCAAUCUUUAUUUUCAACAUAUUGAGUUCGGUUGAUUCAGAUGCUCUUGCUGACAAUGAAACCUGGGUUGCAGUUGCUAUGAAGUUGAUGGAUCACUUGAUUUACUCGGGUGACAUAGGAAAGUGCUCCACCUGUUGCUUGAUUCUUGGCAUUUUGUGCUUGGUUUUGCACCACUCAACAAAUGGAGCACUAGUGGAGGCUUCAAAAAUCGUUCUUCUCAACACUUCAUUGGCAUCGACCUUGUCCAGUGCUAUUCAUGUGGCCUGUCCGAAUGGACCAGCAAUGCAUAACAUUGAUGAGGGAACAAAGGCUGGAGAAACUUUGAUACAUGUGCUUUUAUUGCACUAUUUUGCUUUUAAAAGCAUGCAUGCCGUUUUACCGAAUGCAGUGGACUGGGAUAAUCUGAUUGGUCAAACAACAUGCAUGGAGUCGCGUCCUUUCUUAAGCAUCAAGUGCCAUGACUUGUGCAGGCUGAUGCAUUUCGGACCUCCUCUUGUCAAGCUCGUCGCUUCAUACUGUCUGCUGGAGUUGUUUAUUAGGUUAUCCGAACAGAGAGACGGCAAGCAUGAGGACCUAUGCACGGAUAAAUACUGGAUGUCGCUGAUGGCUGUAUUUGAAGGCUUGCUUUUGUACAAUGAUACCAGAGUGGCGAUAAACAGUAGCCUUUGCCUUGCAAUGAUCUUGAAGUGGGAAGAAGUAGCAGAAAUAUUCAACAGGAGAAGUAUGUGGUGCAGAUUGAUUUUGGAAGAGUUGGUAAUAUCUCUGGCAGCUCCGUCUUUAGCGUCUAAAUCUCCCACCAAUCAUCACAAGGCUGCUGUUAUUGUAUCUGUAGCACUGCUGAAGCUACCUAAAGUUCCAGAAUGGAUGCGGUCCGUGUUUAACGAUACCUUCUUGACUGGUAUACUUGGAAACCUCACAGGCAGUGACUUGAGUGCAGAGAUUUUCCUCCUAUUGCGUGAGCUGUUGAACUCUCAGCUCCUGUGUGCAGAUCAUGUGGCUAACCUAAACAGGCUGCUUCAGGAAUGCAGGACUCACAUAUAUGGUGAAAACACGAAAGAUGAAAGCAAAGAGAAAUGUCCAAAGAAGGUUAUUGCCGUUGACGAUGACACGGAAGCAACUAUCGAUUUUCUCGUUGAUCUGAUUACAUCUGAUUCACAACGAGCAGAGGUAUAUGGAGGACUUCAAAUCGGCAACGAGAGAUUGCUGGAUGAGAUAGAAAUGUAUUUCAGGUCAACAGCAGCAGAUGAUGGUACGAGAAACUCCUAGAGAUCCGAUUAUACUGCAGUAUCAUCUCUUUUCAAUAUACAAAGAUACUACAUUAAAAGUUUCAAAUGAAAGCACACCACCAUCUAUAAGUCACUACACAUCUGAACUACAAAAACUCCUUGAUAAUAAAACCUUUGGAGGAGAUACAUAAAACAUCCAGUGACCGGAGGAUGAGUAUGGAUAUCCUCAAUGAAGGGGCAACUUAUUCGGCCAAUCCAUCAUCAAAGAAGAUACCAUGCAAAGGUGGAUAUGCGUGAAUGUUCUUUUUAUUUCUUAUUUUUGGUCCCUCACUUUUCCUUUCUUUAGUCUUUUUUUGUUACUGAUAGCAAUAAGUGGGUUUUUAUUGUCCAAACCAAAGCCUUCUCUUUCCUUCAAAA
Molecule: messenger RNA, 4426 nt
Organism: Syzygium oleosum
Lineage: Eukaryota; Viridiplantae; Streptophyta; Magnoliopsida; Myrtales; Myrtaceae
Product: protein PUTATIVE RECOMBINATION INITIATION DEFECT 1
Exons: 9
Coding region: 66-4049 (1327 amino acids)
Biological process (GO): meiotic DNA double-strand break formation
Source: RefSeq, a predicted model, not a curated record